This is a messenger RNA of Colletotrichum chrysophilum, 2286 nucleotides long. RefSeq lists its product as uncharacterized. The transcript has 3 exons. Gene Ontology annotation, molecular function: protein binding. Lineage: Eukaryota; Fungi; Ascomycota; Sordariomycetes; Glomerellales; Glomerellaceae. The record is from RefSeq and is a predicted model, not a curated record. The coding region runs from base 1 to 2286 and encodes 761 amino acids.
AUGUCAGGCAACACCCUUAGAGGAACGCCCAAUCGCGGCCAGGCUCGUGGAGGCAUCCCCUUCAACAACAGCCCCUCCGGCUCUGCCGCUCCUCAUGGGAGCCAUGCCGCCGCUGCCCAGCAUCCCGCCUCCUCUGGCAUCCCGCGCCCCGUCCUCGAUACCCAGCCUACCCAGAGCGAAGUCAGUGGAGCGGGCGUCAGUGCCAGUCGUCAAAAGCAGUCCAAGAGAGAUGAGGUUAACACACUCCUGCCCUGCCUGCUCCUGCACCGCCGUUCCGUUCCUCUCUCCAUGUCCGUCAUUGUCGAGCCUCGCUCCGCCCCCUCGCCUCGACCUUCCCGGACAGGCGCACAACGGAGAGAGAGAGACGCAAUGGGAAACCUCACCUACCAGGAGCUCGAGCGAGCCAGGCUGCUAAACAGAAUGGAUACUGACUACUACGUCAAGGCCAUCCGCAAGAAGAUGGAGAGCGAUCUCUCCAAGAAGAAGCACCUCACGAGCCGAGCCCGCCACUCGCGCAAGGCCCCGCCCGGCACCGUCCUCGCCCUGAAGCCGAGUCCUGCCCUCCAGAUCAAGCCCGCAACCACCGUCGCCGAGGCCGCCCAGUUGAUGGCCGCGAAGCGCGAGGACUGCGUGCUCGUCACCGACGAUGACGACCGCAUCGCCGGUAUCUUCACCGCCAAGGAUCUCGCCUUCCGCGUCGUUGGCGCUGGCCAGAAGCCGAACCACAUCACCAUCGCCGAGAUCAUGACCAAGAACCCCCUCUGCGCCCGCACCGAUACCAGCGCCACCGACGCCCUCGACCUCAUGGUCCGCAAGGGUUUCCGUCACUUGCCCGUCAUGGACGAGAACCAGGACAUCUCGGGUAUCCUCGACAUCACAAAGUGCUUCUACGAUGCCAUGGAGAAGCUGGAGCGCGCCUACUCCUCCUCGAGAAGGUUGUACGACGCCCUCGAGGGUGUCCAGUCCGAACUGGGCACCAGCCAGCCCCAGCAGAUCAUCCAGUACGUCGAGGCUCUCCGCCACAAGAUGUCUGGCCCGACCCUCGAGUCUGUCCUCGAUGGACGUCCCCCGACCACCGUCAGCGUGCGCACCUCGGUCAAGGAGGCUGCUCAGCAGAUGAAGGAGAACCGCACGACGGCCGUCCUCGUCCAGGAUCAGGGAGCUAUUACCGGUAUCUUCACCAGCAAGGACGUUGUCCUUCGUGUCAUUGCCCCCGGCCUCGACCCCGCCACCUGCAGUGUCGUCCGUGUCAUGACGCCGCACCCCGACUUUGCUCCCAUGGACAUGAGCAUCCAGGCUGCUCUGCGCAAGAUGCACGACGGCCACUACCUUAACCUCCCCGUCAUGACCUCCGACGGCGGCGAGAUCGUCGGCAUGGUCGAUGUCCUCAAGCUGACAUAUGCGACACUUGAGCAAAUCAACACCAUGUCCACCGCCGACAGCGAAGGACCCGCAUGGAACAAGUUCUGGCUUUCGCUCGACGACGGCACGGAAUCCAUGAUGUCCGGCGAGGGUAGCCACACCCACCACACGAACCUCGGUUCUCGCAUCAUGUCUCCCGACCUCACCCGCGAGCGUAUCGGCGACAGCGUUGCUCCCGGCGACUCGGCGUCGCACGUCGGCGUUGAUUCCCCGCCUCAGUCCGAAAUGACCGGCCACAGCCCGGUUCACCAGUCUCCCGCUGAGCUGCCUUUCCCUUUCAAGUUCAAGGCCCCGUCCGGACGUGUGCACCGCCUGCAGGUCAUUGCUUCCCAGGGCAUCGGCGCCAUGGUGACCAAUGUCAUUUCUAAGCUCGGACAUGAGGUGGAUGCCAUUGGCGGAGCCCCCGACAUUGAUGAGGGCAGGAUUUCUGGCGGUUUUGCGCUCAGCUACCUCGACGACGAGGGCGACGAGGUUUCCAUCACAACAGACAACGACCUUCUCGAGUCUAUUCUCCUCGCCCGCCAGGGCCGCAGGGAAAAGGUCGACUUGUUCGUGCACGAUCCCGAGAAGCCUCCCGUUGGUGCUGGCCUGACUGUCGAGCCCAUUGCCCUCCCGACGCCCCCCAUCUCCGCCACGCCCGACCUGCGCCACAGGAGGAGAUACGACGACGAGGACGACGAUGCGGAGGAUGAGGAUGAUGACAUUCCUCGCUCGAGGAGAUCGCGCCGCCAUAGGGCCGCCGCGCACGAGCCUGAGCAGGUCAUCCAGGGCGUGCCCAACGAGCUGCUGCUCCCCGGUGCGAUUGUGACGUUGGCGGUUGUUAUUGUCGGAGUCUUCACCAUUUCGCGCAUUACCAGUAGGUAA